Molecule: messenger RNA, 2038 nt
Organism: Moneuplotes crassus
Lineage: Eukaryota; Ciliophora; Spirotrichea; Euplotida; Euplotidae
Source: the annotation of a GenBank genome assembly
AAAUGUCAAUAUCAAGUCCCUCAACAUUGAGUUCACAUACUUCUUCAUAUAUUUCAGAUGAGUCUGGUCAAGAGACUGAUCAGAAGAUAGAAACCUCAGAAAUAAAACCGAGCAUAGUGGUCGAUUCUAUGGAUAAUAGUUCUGAAUUUGCUGAAUAUCCCAUAAGUGAGAAAGAAGAAGUUUCAACUGCUGAAGAGAAAUCAAAAAGGAAACUUUCUAAAUAAAAAUAGUAAGGAAAAACUAAGGCUCAAAAGUCCCUGGGCUAUCAUUAAAGCAAAGAAAAAGGCUAGAAAAGACAUUCCAAGGGGAGGGCGUAAGAGCAUAAAGACAACCAAUUUUCUUCCAAAAUUCACUCAGAUUGGCUCAAAGCGUAAAACCAUUCUUGCCGUAAAAUUUAAGAAAGCAAAGGCUGGGAAAGGAAAAUCAAAGAAAAUAGGAGCAUCUAAAAGAAAAUCAAUAAAAGGCCCUAAAUAAGUUGAUGGAGAUUAUUCCUGAAGAAGUCUCAAAAACCAACUUGCUUAGAGAGGAGACCUCCAAAAUAGGCAUGCAAAUGGAGAAAAAUGUUUCUCUCAUUAGCACCAUAAAGCAAGAGAAAGCUAUAAUGGAUGAAUCACAGAAGAAGGAAAUGAAUGAUUCCAUAACAGCAUCUCUUCAGAACUCUCAAUAUCAGAGUAUAGAAGAGAAGGUUGAAAAGAAGCCUGAACUAGUAUUCAAGACUGUUAUGGUUCUUCCAGUCAAAAAGUCUAAACCUAAGAUUGACAUGACCAAAUAACAUUGUGUCAAGUUCUUCUAUGAAAAAGAUACUUCACUCGAGUACAAAGAAAAUUGAGCCAUUUGGCUUGAUCAGGAACGGUUUCUCUGUAAAAAAAAGUCACAGAAGGAUAUCAAGAAUGACAUCUAAAAAUAGUUCCUCAAACUUGAGUGUAAACUCUCCACUAACAGUGAAGCAUCAGAGGAAUAAUUCUGCUUAUCCAACAGGUCAAAAUCUGUUCCAAAAUAAGAGCAAGUUUCAUGCUGCAGGACCAAUACAAGAGGCUUCUGAGAAUUCAAAUUUAUUCAAUUUAACUUCUACCAAAUAAAUUUGAUUUGAAAUCCUCAAGUGAAAGUUUGUCUUCACUUGAUAAAGUGCCAGAAUCUCUAAUUAAACUCCACAAAACUACCCAGAAGGCUGUAACAAGCCCUUUUAGAAUCAGAGGUAAACCUCCAAUCCCAAAUCUUUCUAAAGCAAAAACUCCAGUAGAAGGAAAAAUAUCAAAAAUUGUAACACAAAUGACAGAGAUGACCAAUAUCAUUUCGAAAGUUAAUGAAACUACAUGUAACAAGCACUCCCAAUCCAAAACUAAAGGGAAGGAGCAGAAUUACCAAUAUCAAAUAAAGGCAACCUUACUCAAUGAUAACUUGGCACUCUUUGAAGAGAAAGCACAGAGCUUAGUCUUGAUGUUUGACUCACCCAAGAUUUAUAAGAUACAACAAUAUUUCAAGAGGCUAAGCGUUAAGGAGCAAAAGGCUUGUAAUAAAGAUCUUGAACAGAUCAUUGUAGCUCUGUCAGAUAUUGGUAAAUAAUGUGACAAAAGGCAUACUAAAAGACCUUCACUCAAUGGGAAUCAGAGACACUUCUUUCUUAGUUAAGAAAGUAGGGAGGUGUUAUGAUGAAGUCAUGACCUUCAAAGAAAAUGAGUUUUUAAUCAAAUAAAGCCUACGAGUUUUUCACCCAAUGAUUUAACUGAUCGAAGUUGUACAAAAUGUUGUAUCCCCUUCACUUAAAAUAACCAACUCAAUUUUCUAAAACUGCUACAGAGCACAAGGCUUACGAUGAAUCUAUUUAUAGAAAGGAUAAAUACUAUAAAAUCUCGCACCCAGUCGGUCUGUCUAGAGGGAGGAGAUAAAAGGAGUCAAACUAAUUACUACAUCACCAAGAUGAUCAAAAGAAAAGGACUUUUGGGUAACUCAGUGCUGAGGAGGCCUUCUCACCCGAAUUAUUAUAUGCUUGGUGAUCAAAACCUGACUGUUUAACACUUGUCUAAACUUAGAAUUAAAA